AUGACUUCUUCAUCCAGUAUUACUAACCGUCAAAUACCAAUCAACCUUCUUUGUCACUUUCUUGCUUUAAGAUUUCCAUCCACAACAUGUAAACUAUGUAAGCAUGAUUACAACAAAGAAGCUUAUCAGAAAGAAAGGAAGUGGCAGAAGAUAGCAUCCAUUGGAAAGAAAAGAAUUGCCUCAGAAAGGACUAGUACAAAGAUAGCUGCUGCUGCUGCAAAUGAUUAUAAUAGAUCAUCAGAGGUUGUUAAAGGAUGCUUUGUUAUCUUCACAAUGGAUAAGAGACGCUUCCUGAUUCCCUUGGCAUUUCUUAGCAUCUGCAUUUUCCGUGAACUCUUCAAGUUGUCUGAAGAGGAGUUUGGACUGCCAAGUGAUGGAGCUAUAACAUUUCCAUGUGAUUCAGUUUUCAUGAACUACAUUGUCUCCAUUGUGAAAUGA
This is a messenger RNA of Gossypium arboreum, 438 nucleotides long. RefSeq names its product auxin-responsive protein SAUR66-like. The transcript has a single exon. Lineage: Eukaryota; Viridiplantae; Streptophyta; Magnoliopsida; Malvales; Malvaceae. Gene Ontology annotation, biological process: response to auxin. The record is from RefSeq and is a predicted model, not a curated record. Bases 1 to 438 code for a protein of 145 amino acids.